AGACCAGACGGGCCGUGCAGGCGGCAGCUGCCAGCAGGACAGGACAGGGCCGAGCCGAGCCAUGGCGGGCGGAGCGCCACUGACGGCGCUGUGGACCGAGGUGAAUCGCUUCGGACAGACCGCCGAUUACAGCCGCGCCCUCAAGUCUCUCAACAAAAUACUGCAAGAUGACAAGGAUGAUGUCACUGCACUACAUUGUAAAGUGGUCUGCCUGGUCCACGGUGGGAGUUUCAAGGAAGCGCUAAACGUAAUUCACACUCACAGUAAGGUGCUUUCCAGUGAUGUGAUAGCCUUUGAGAAGGCAUAUUGUGAAUACAGACUGAAUCGGAUAGAAUCUGCGCUGAAGACCAUUGAAGCUGUCGAUCAGAGGACUGACAAGUUAAAGGAGCUUUAUGCACAAGUGUUGUACAGAUUGGAGCGGUAUGAAGACUGUUUAACGGUUUAUCGUGACUUAAUUAGAAAUUCACAAGAUGAUUAUGAGGAGGAAAGGAAAACCAAUCUUUCAGCUGUGGUCGCAGCUUUGAGUACCUGUGAACAUUCCUACCCUGAAGACUUGGGCUUGCCUGAAACUUCAUAUGAACUGUGUUACAAUGCUGCUUGCACUUUGAUUGGUGAGAGCAAGCUGCCUGAAGCAAUGAAUAAACUUCAGAAGGCUGAAGAACUCUGUCGGCAAUCAUUUUCAGAAGAUACUGAUAUAAAUGAUGAGGAAAUUGAUGCCGAACUGGCAAUAAUCCAUGCCCAGAUGGCCUAUGUUAUGCAACUCCAAGGCCGGAAUGAUGAUGCUGUGCAACUUUAUAAUCAAGUGAUCAAACUGAAGCCCUCGGAUGUUGGACUCCUUGCUGUGACUGCCAAUAAUAUCAUCACACUCAACAAGGACCAAAAUGUGUUUGAUUCAAAGAAAAAAGUGAAACUGACCAAUGCAGAAGGAGUGGAGCAUAAACUCACCCACCGACAGCUACAGGCUAUAGAAGUCAACAAAGCUUUGUUAGCCAUGCAUACAAACCAGGCUGACCAGUGUCGAAAGCUGACAUCAAGUUUGCAGAAACAGGAUCCAAUGACACCACUUCCAGUGUUAAUUCAGGCUGCACAAAUGUGUCGAGAGAAACAGCACACCAAGGCAAUCGAGCUACUGGAGGAUUUCUUGGAGCACCACCCAGAAAAUGAAGUUGAAUUGAAGAUGACAGUGGCACAGUUAUAUCUUGUCCAAGGUCAUGUUACAAAAGCAUGUGACAUCUUAAGAUCAAUUGAUGAGAAGACAAACAAACUUGGGAUGGUGUCUGCCUUAGUUACUAUGUAUAGCCAUGAGGAGGAUAUUGAUAGUGCAAUAGAAAUCUUCUGCCAAACUAUCCAGUGGUACCAGGAACACCAGCCAAAUACCCCGGCGCAUUUGCUAUUAGUGAGAGAAGCAGCCAAUUUUAAACUGAAAUAUGGGCGGCAGAAGGAAGCGAUCAGUGAUUUGGAUCAACUUUGGAGACAAAAUUCUGCAGAUGUACGGACUUUGGCACAACUCAUCUCUGCAUAUUCAUUGGUGGACUCCGAAAAAGCCAAGAUACUUAGUAAACACCUGCCUUCACUUGAGGCUAUGUCUUUCAAAGUGGAUGUUGAUGCCUUGGAGAAUUCACAUGGUGCCACAUACAUCAGGAAGAAGGCUGGAAAAGUGGCAGGUGAAAUCCAACCAAACGAACGUGGACAGGGUGAUAUAAAGAAAAAGAAGAAGAAAAAGAGAGGUAAGCUACCCAAAAAUCAUGAUCCAAAAGUGACUCCUGAUCCAGAGCGAUGGCUUCCUAUGAGGGAACGUUCAUAUUAUCGUGGGAGAAAGAAGGGGAAGAAGAAGGAACUCAUUGGGAAAGGAACUCAAGGAGCAACAUCAUCUGGAACAAGUGAACUUGAUGCCAGCAAGACUGUGAAUAGCCCACCCACAUCGCCAAGACCUGGGAUUGCUGCAACUGUGGCAGCUUCCAGCAACAUUGUGCCUCCUCGGCAGCAGAAGCCUUCAGCAGCCUCCAAGAAAAAGCAGCAACAAAAAAAGAAGAAAGGUGGAAAGGGGGGAUGGUGACCCUGAUUGAUGGUGUGAACCAUAUUCCCCAAAUAUGCAUUAAAAUUGGAACAAUCAAUGUAAACACAUUGUGGUGUUAAAGGAGUUUUAAUAAUAAAGGACUCGGUGACAACCUUUUAAAUA
Amblyraja radiata (thorny skate) is the source of this 2179-nucleotide messenger RNA. It is a transcript of the gene srp72, whose product is annotated as signal recognition particle 72. NCBI's taxonomy places the organism in Eukaryota, Metazoa, Chordata, Chondrichthyes, Rajiformes, Rajidae. The transcript has 19 exons. Gene Ontology annotation, molecular function: protein binding; 7S RNA binding; ribosome binding. The record is from RefSeq and is a predicted model, not a curated record. Bases 62 to 2056 code for a protein of 664 amino acids. Gene Ontology annotation, biological process: SRP-dependent cotranslational protein targeting to membrane. Gene Ontology annotation, cellular component: signal recognition particle, endoplasmic reticulum targeting.